This is a messenger RNA of Pezoporus flaviventris, 3558 nucleotides long. It is a transcript of the gene IP6K1, whose product is annotated as inositol hexakisphosphate kinase 1. The record is from RefSeq and is a predicted model, not a curated record. The coding region runs from base 416 to 1720 and encodes 434 amino acids. The transcript has 8 exons. Gene Ontology annotation, molecular function: inositol hexakisphosphate kinase activity. Gene Ontology annotation, biological process: phosphatidylinositol phosphate biosynthetic process; inositol phosphate biosynthetic process. Gene Ontology annotation, cellular component: nucleus; cytoplasm. Lineage: Eukaryota; Metazoa; Chordata; Aves; Psittaciformes; Psittacidae.
UGACGGCCAGCGCCGGGGCCCCGCCUCCUCGGGCGCCGCCAUCUUGUUGUUGAUUCGAACGGUGGGGAGCGGGCGGCGGCGGCGGUGUUGUGGGCUCGGUGUCGCCAGCCCCGGGCUGGGCAGGCAGAGCCGGCCCGAAGCUGCGUACAGGAAGGAACUCGGCAAACCACGGUGCUAACAUGAAGCCAACAUGGCUGACUUACUUCUGGCAUCCUACUCCCUCUUGAUUGUGAGAGGUUGGCUCCAUAUUCCAGUGACUGCUCAACAGAGAGAGCUUGGGUGACACCUCUAAGGUCAUUGUAAGGGAGCAGAUCACCAGGAUUUCUCCCCUGUGUCUGCCUGACCGCUGCUGAGCCACCCUCCCAGCCCAUGUGGCUCUCCCCAUGCUCCAAGAGUCCAACUGGUGCCCAACGCAAUGUGUGUUUGUCAAACCAUGGAAGUGGGCAAGUAUGGCAAGAAUGCCACUCGAUCUGGAGACCGGGGGGUCCUGCUGGAGCCUUUCAUUCACCAGGUUGGUGGCCACAGCAGCAUGAUGCGCUAUGACGACCACACUGUCUGCAAGCCCCUCAUUACCAGAGAACAGCGCUUCUAUGAAUCUCUGCCCCCAGAAAUGAAGGAGUUCACACCUGAGUACAAAGGUGUGGUAUCUGUGUGUUUUGAAGGAGACAGCGACGGUUACAUUAACCUGGUGGCCUAUCCCUAUGUGGAGAAUGAGGCUGUGGAGCAGGAUGACAUGCCAGAGAGGGACCAGCCACGACGCAAGCACUCGCGUCGGAGUCUUCACAGAUCAAGCAGUGGCACUGAGCACAAGGAGGAGAGGCCUGGCCUGGCCAGUGACAGCACUGAAAGCAGCAUCCAGGAAACAAAGAGUCCCAGGGGGGACCUGCACAUCCAUUCAGAUGUUCCAUUUCAGAUGUUGGAUGGGAACAGUGGUCUGAGCUCUGAAAAGAUCAGCUAUAAUCCCUGGAGCCUACGCUGUCAUAAGCAGCAGCUGAGCCGCAUGCGGUCGGAGUCCAAGGACCGAAAACUCUACAAGUUCCUUUUGUUGGAGAACGUGGUGCAUCACUUUAGGCUUCCCUGUGUACUUGAUCUGAAGAUGGGGACCAGACAGCACGGAGAUGAUGCAUCUGAGGAGAAGGCUGCUCGGCAGAUGAAAAAGUGUGAACAGAGCACUUCUGCCACCUUGGGCGUGCGCGUGUGUGGGAUGCAGGUCUAUCAGCUGGACACAGGGCAUUACUUAUGCAGGAAUAAGUACUAUGGACGCGGUCUUUCCAUCGAGGGCUUCCGUAAUGCUCUCUACCAGUAUCUCCACAACGGCAUUGAGCUUCGCAAAGACCUCUUUGAGCCUAUCCUCACCAAACUGCGAAGCCUGAAGGCAGUUUUGGAAAGACAGGCCUCCUACCGCUUCUACUCCAGCUCCCUCCUCAUCAUUUAUGAUGGGAAGGACAGCAGGGCAGGAAUGUUUGUGGAGCGCCGUCCAGAGAUGCGCCUGAAGCGGGUGGACAGCUCUGUCCCGGAGAGCCCGCAGGAUGGUGGCAGCACAGAGCCCAGCUCCUCGGCCCAGCCCAAGGUGGAUGUGCGUAUGAUUGACUUUGCACAUAGCACGUUCAAAGGCUUUCGCGAUGACCCCACGGUGCAUGAUGGACCUGACAUGGGUUACAUGUUUGGGCUGGAAAGCCUCAUCAACAUCAUGGAACAGAUGCGUGAGGAAAACCAGUAGACCUGAGCUACAGCGUUUUAAUCUUGUCAUGGUGGCAGGAGCAGACACAACCACCUACUACCACAGGAAAAAAAGCAGACAACUUUGGUUUUAAACAAUUGUAUUGCUCCAUUGUUUUUAAAUGUACUUGGAUAGAAGAGCUGAGGGGAAGCAGGAUGGAAGAGCUCCUUAUGCUGACCCGAUGCUUCCAACCACACUAGCUCUGCCUUCUGGAGGAGGCUCUGUAGAUGCCUGCUGGGUGUUGGGUGUCCUGGUUCUUCACUUCUUGUGUAUGCAGUCUGGAGGGAGGACCUGGACAUAGGGAAGAAAAAGCAGGAGAGCCCGGGCUCUCCGGGGGGGCUGGAGCUGUGGCAUGAGGAGCCUCCUACCUCAGGAGCCCCUGGGAGAUCCUUCCCUUUGUAAUUCUCCUGAGUUAUUUGGAAGUUGGCAGUGUCUGUGGGGCUGAUGGUGAGCAGCACAGGUGCUGGUCCAUUCAUUUGGUGUGAGCUCUGCCCUGGGUUUUGCUGAGGGGGCUUUGCUUUUGAUGCUGCCUUUUUUCUGCUGUUUGGGCACUGUGAGUAACCAACCCAAACAUGGAAAUAAAAUGACCAAAUGCAACCCCUGGCAGAGCUGUGGCCGGGAGGGAAUGCUUGCACACCUGCAAUUGUGCUCAAGCCCGGGGCAGGCACAGGGCUUGGUAAGAGUAACUCUGCCCUGGCCUAUUGACCAAGCAAGAACUCAGCUCAUGGGCUAGCAAUAGUAUCUGUAGCAGUUAACGUGACCCUAGCUGUGCAGCGGGGCAUUUCGGACCAUUUCAACCCUUCCUGUCCUGUAAUGUUGGUCCCACAGGUCCUACGUGUGUGUGUCCCUCCAGGCCCAGGCUGCCCUCUUCCCCUCCGGCCCUUCUGGCUGGUCCAUGCACGGGGGUGAUGGAAGGGAAGGCUGAUGGUUAGGGCUGACCCCCUUCCUCCUCCGUAAGGGGCUCAAGGGGGGCAGGUGAGGGGGCACCUGGCUGAGCAGCCAGUGCUAUGGCCUGACUGCUUAGCUUUGCUUCACGGGGUCAGUCUUUCCUGAAAUAAACCACCAGUCUGUAGGUGAAGCAGCCAGCUGGGGUGUGCUCUGCUGCCUUGGUUCCCUCCCUGAGCCCAUGUGUUACCCACUGCCUCCCUUGAUGAGGGCAUUAAUGUUUGAUACUGUGGCCUCGUGGUACCAAACCAUACCCUGCUCUGCAUCACCUCCCACCCCAUGUUUCUGUGCUGGGACCCCCAAGCUCCCUCCCCAGUGUCACUGACUUGUUCCAUGGUGUUCCCAUUACCCUGGCUGCUGGAGAGGCCGCCUGGGUACUGGUGAGGUUGGUCUGGUUUUGUUUUUUGCACUUCAGGAAAGCUUGUUAAGGGAAUGCUCGCAUGUCGCAUGUGUCCUGACUUGAUGUGUGCACAGUCUGCUUGGGAAUUGUCAGUGCUUGGCUAGCGAGAGCAGGCACAGGUCCAUGGCACUGUGUGUGGAAGGGGCAAGGGAAGUGCCAGCUUUGUCCUGAACCGUACCCCUGCCUGUCUCCUAAGCCACUACUCCCCUCUGGCUGAAGACCUUUAUUCACACCACACUGCUCUGUGCUGGGUUACUUCAUUGCUUCUGCGAGUCACUGCCGCACGAGGCAGGGCCCCUGGGAAUGUUGGGGAGCAGGGGUGGCUGGACAGAGCGAGGGGGGCUAAGGGCUGUAGUUGUGGGUGCCUUGGGUACCUCCCAACAGCCGUGUUGCCCAUCGCAGCCCACCCUGUGCAUGCCCUUGUCCCUUGUGGGCUGUGCUUGGGCAGGUGCAGGCCCCUUUCCUGGGAGGCAUCUCGGCCUCCCCCCCACUU